UUUCUUAGUGAUUAUAGUUGUCAUGCAAAAUAUAUAAACUCGCAACAUAUUCUGUGUGUGUGUGAUUAGCGAUGGGUUGGACUAGAGCAUGACGUAAUGUGAAAAUCUCCAGCUCGAGCUCACACAUCUCCACACAUUCAGUGUGGUGUGGAGCGCGUGCGUGGAGAGCUGCGUGUGCCUCCCCGGAGCGCGCGCAGCGAAACUGUUCUGGGAUUCUUUUCGCGCGGCAGUUUGUCCGAAUCGACACAGUUUGGGAUUUUAGGAGUAGCUAUUUGCGAGCAGGAUGGACAGCUCUUACCAUUCAAGCAUGAGAAGAUCGCGUCACAAGAGCGCACUGACAGCUCAAGUGUUUCAGUGCCUCGGUGACACAACCUAACGCGUGAAGUCUGAAGCGCUUACCUGGCAGUCAGAAAGAUGGAAUCAGAAUGGAUGUAACUCAGUCCAAUGCAACGAAGGAUGAUGCCAACAUCACCGUCACCCCGUGGCCGUACACGGAGACGGCCGCUGCGUUCAUCAUCCUGGUGGUUUCCGUCAUCAUUCUGGUCACCAUCGUUGGGAACGUUCUGGUCAUCGUGGCGGUGCUGACCAGCCGCGCUCUCCGCGCGCCACAGAACCUCUUCCUCGUGUCGCUCGCGUGCGCGGACAUCCUCGUGGCCACGCUAGUGAUCCCGUUCUCCCUCGCCAACGAGAUCAUGGGAUACUGGCUCUUUGGCAGCACCUGGUGCGCGUUUUACCUGGCUUUGGAUGUUCUGUUCUGCACGUCGUCCAUCGUGCAUCUGUGCGCCAUCAGUUUGGAUAGGUACUGGUCCGUCACCAAAGCAGUGAGCUACAACUUGAAGCGAACCCCGAAGCGCAUCAAGUCUAUGAUCGCGGUGGUGUGGGUCAUCUCAGCCGUCAUCUCAUUCCCACCUCUCAUCAUGACCAAGCACGACGAGAAGGAGUGUUUGAUAAACGACGAGACCUGGUACAUCCUCUCCUCGUGCCUGGUGUCGUUUUUCGCGCCGGGGUUCAUCAUGAUCACGGUGUACUGCAAAAUCUACCGCGUCGCCAAACAGCGUUCGUCCACUGUGUUCGUGGCCAAGAACGGGCUGGAGAGGCAGCCCUCCCAGUCCGAGACGUGCUUUGUGAGGAAGGAUAAGUUUGAGAAGGAGUCCCCGAGCAGCAACAGCUCGGAAAGCAACCAGAGACAGGAAGAGCUGGAUGAUAUCGACCUGGAGGAGAGCGCGACGUCCGACAACAAACCCAAGAGCUCGCGCUUCUCCAACCGCAGGCGGGUGGACGGCGCGCGCUGCUGCCCUCAGAGGACCUGCCGGAUCUCCUGGGUUUCCAGUCAGGAGCAGAGCAGCAAACAGCUCGCGGUGGCAUCGAAAACCAAAGUGGCUCAGAUGCGGGAGAAACGCUUCACCUUCGUUCUGGCUGUGGUCAUGGGGGUGUUUGUCCUCUGCUGGUUCCCUUUUUUCUUCACUUACAGUCUCCAUGCCAUCUGCGGGGACAGCUGCGAGCCGCCCGAGGCGCUUUUCAAGCUCUUCUUUUGGAUUGGUUACUGCAACAGCUCAGUGAAUCCCAUCAUUUACACGAUUUUCAACAGGGACUUCAGAAAGGCUUUUAAGAAAAUCGUUUGCUUGACUGCGCAGCGCACCUGAGAGACUCGUGUUUGGGCACGCUAGGCGCGAUUAAAUGCAUUUUUGAAUGUCAUCAGAAAUCAAACCAAGAGGAAACUGCAAACUAAUUAUGACCUGAUUCUAACUUGCUUCUUCAACCAUUGGGACUCGAAUUAUACAAAUUUAUUUUUGCUACUUUUCAAAUGCCUUUUAAUGUAUACAAAAUAUAGAUAUGUAAUAUGUUUACAUAAUACUUAAUAAAAAAAGAAUAAAGCAACAAACCGUGCAUUCUUAAAACUAUAAUGAGCUAACAAAUAUUAUUAUUUAACUUUAUGGUCAAUUUGCACAAACUAUCAGUGAGACAUAUUUAUUCAAAAUGUACAAAAAAUGAAAAAAAGUCACCAUAAAAUGCUAUAUAAAUUUGACAGAAUUCUAAUGUGAUGCAUUUGUUGUUAAUGGAAAUGUUAAAAAAGUGAGUUUAUUAUCUAAAAAGGCCACAUGGCCAAACGUGUUUAGUUGAAGAAACACUCUUCUUUAAUCAACUGCACUGAAAAUAAUUGAUAGGAUUUACUUUAAAACAAUUUUCGUUCAGAAAUGGGCAAGUAACAAAUUGACAUAAAUGUGAAAUUUUCAAGACUUACUAGUAUUUUCUUGUAAAACAUACUUCAAUAAUCAUUAUUUUAUGAACUUCUUUACACUAUGAUAAUUGGUGUUUUUAAAUGAAGAAAGUCAGAUAUACAUU
Molecule: messenger RNA, 2343 nt
Organism: Carassius auratus (goldfish)
Lineage: Eukaryota; Metazoa; Chordata; Actinopteri; Cypriniformes; Cyprinidae
Product: alpha-2 adrenergic receptor
Exons: 1
Coding region: 426-1643 (405 amino acids)
Biological process (GO): G protein-coupled receptor signaling pathway
Cellular component (GO): plasma membrane
Molecular function (GO): epinephrine binding; alpha2-adrenergic receptor activity
Source: RefSeq, a predicted model, not a curated record